AUGCACUGCUGGGCCUUCUCGACGGUGGUGGCGGUGGAGGGGAUAAACCAGAUCGUGACGGGCAGGCUGGAGUCGCUGUCGGAGCAGGAGCUGAUGGACUGCGACAGCACCUUCGACCACGGCUGCGGAGGCGGCCUCAUGGACUUCGCCUACGCCUACAUCGUGGGGAACCAGGGGAUCCACACCGACAGCGACUACCCCUACCUCAUGGAGGAGGGCAACUGCAAGGAGAAGCAGCCCCACUCCAAGGUUGUCACCAUAAGCGGCUAUGAGGACGUGCCGGAGAACAGUGAGCUGAGCCUGCUCAAGGCGCUGGCGCACCAGCCUGUCAGCGUGGGCAUCGCCGCGGGGAGCAGGGACUUCCAGUUCUAUAAAGGGGGGGUGUUUGAAGGAACGUGUGGCGCUCAGCUGGACCACGCGCUGACGGCCGUCGGAUACGGCUCGUCGGACGGCGAGGACUACAUCAUCAUGAAGAACUCGUGGGGCGGGGGCGGGGGCGAGCAAGGUUACUUCAGGAUCAAGAGGGGCACCGGGAGGCCCGAGGGCGUGUGUGACAUCUACAGGAUCGCCUCGUACCCUACCAAGAACAACGGCACGGGCUGGGGGUGGGGGGCCUGAUUUUGUCAGCGCCAUAUAUAAAUGUCUUUGAAACUCGUUCGUUCAUGGUUCGUUCCAAGUGCUAGCACGCGGAAGUCGGAUAGGAUGCAACAUCGCUUUUCUUUUUCUCGAACACGAAGCGACAUCGUUCAAACAAGUUGGUGGUGGCCUGUAAAACAACAAUUGGCUCCGGUGAGAAGACUCAGUUGUUCUUCGGUGGUAUCA
Hordeum vulgare subsp. vulgare (domesticated barley) is the source of this 822-nucleotide messenger RNA. RefSeq names its product cysteine protease XCP1-like. The record is from RefSeq and is a predicted model, not a curated record. The transcript is spliced from 4 exons. Lineage: Eukaryota; Viridiplantae; Streptophyta; Magnoliopsida; Poales; Poaceae. Gene Ontology annotation, cellular component: lysosome. Bases 1 to 618 code for a protein of 205 amino acids. Gene Ontology annotation, molecular function: cysteine-type endopeptidase activity.